UUAAGUCUGAAUCUUCUCUCAACUGUCUGUUAGAAAAAGGGAAAACAAAAAAGAGAAAAGGAGAAAUCUUCUCUGAAGUGUGCAAGAAGCUGAGGAGGGAAAAAGAAGAAAACAGUGUCGGAUUACAUACCUGACGAAGCCUUGAUGGAGAUCCUUGCUUGCAACACUACCAGUGAAGUCUCUGCUGCGAUUCAGAUUCAGCCCAUUUUAAAUCAUUGUACAGCUACCCCAACAUUGAAACUCUUCGCGCCACACUUCGAUAUAAAGAACGAAGUUGGGCUAAGCUGUAAAAUUUUGAGCCGACCUACAGACACAGUGGUCGCCGAAAAGCGAGAGUGACCGACUUCCUGCUAGAGGAGGCCCCCGAACAGGAUCCAACCUUGCCAGAAAUUAGACUAAUCCCACUAACCGCUGAAGACGAGAUGGCCAAGAGAAACAGAGUCAGGGCCCUUCUGACCGAAACAAACAGGCCCGAAGUACCAGAAUCAAGCCAGGCUCAAGAGACCGUCGUCGCCCUUCCUUCUCAACAGCCUUCUUCCUUACGUCGAGCUAAACGCGCCCGGACUACCCAGACCGAACAACGUCUGGUUGAUGAGGACGACACCAUCCUUCUACCGAGCCACCCUCCAAGUCCACAACCGGAGCCCUCAGACCGAGCUACCUUAAAGUGGUGCCCACCCAAGCUCACUUUUCAAAACCGAGAUAUACAAGAGACUGACUCAGUGGUUGCUGAGAAGGAUCACAUAUUGGCUUUCAACCUCGUCAAAAGUGUGUGCCUUCCAAAAGACAUGGAGCACCACAAUCAAUUGAACACCGAGUUGAAGGCCAUCCGAUCUUCAACAAAAUCUGUGAUCCUAGUAGGCACUUUUCCUCUUUGCUUUUAUAUCCUUCCAGUUUUUUUUUCCAACUUUCAAUUCGGUUAAAAAAGAAAGUUACUAUUCUUUUGCAGGCCAUUCAGAAGAACAAUAUCGCCCACAAGCGAGUGUUGGAGCUCACAAGGACUACAAGGGAAGCCACGGCUGAAGCCGAAGCCAAGACCACCGAGCUGAAACAAUCCCAGGAAAAGAUGGCCGAGCUGGAGGCCGAGGUAACACGUCUAACCGGACUAGUUGCCUCGGCUAACGCUGACAAGCAAAGAGCUUUGACCGAAAUGAGAGAUAAGCACCUGUGGGAGCUAGCAAAACUUGAAAGCUCUAAGGCCACCGAAAUACAAAAGCUGAAGAAGAAAUCUGAUGAUGCCGAAAAGAAGGGCUUCAAGGAAGGCGAGGCUGUAUACAUUCAGCAGUGUGAAGCUGCGAAGGACUUGUUCUUCAAGUGCGGCUGGAGGAGUGCUGUGGAGCAGCUCGGUUGUGGUCCCGAAACCGAGGUCUACAACGCUCCUCAGUACUUCAUUCCGGCCUCACUGGUGGAGUAUGCAGCCGAUCUCCAGAAGCAAUUCCUUGAGGCAUCUAACGACGACGAUGAAGAGAAUGAGCCAACUGACGCUCCGGUUGACAAUGUUCCAGCUAACCAAUCACUUCGGUUGGAGCCUGUGGUAGAGGAUGUGAUCAUUGAGCAACCAGCUAAAACCGAGCUCCAGGCCGAGACCGAGCUCCCAAUUCAGACUGUAAUUCCGUCGGAAACCGGGCUUCGGGUUGAUGCCGAGCUGGAUGUUGAAAUAGAUGAUCUUUUUAGCUGAUUUUGCACUUUUUCUUCUUUCUUUUGUAACCGAGCUGAGUCCCUUGUUCUGUAAUGAAAAUUGUUAUGGACUUGGUAUUGAAAACUUUCUCUUGAGUCCAGUGUUAUAUCGGUUUGUUGUCUUGUUUGUACUUGCUCUCUUCGAUUGCUUCCUUUCCUUCGCGUGUUAUUUCGAUUUUUUGGUGGGUCAAUCUAUGCUUAUUAGCCAACCACUCUUCAGCCGAUAUCAUUACUUCGGCUGAGGAGUACAGAUGGUUUAGUCCAGCCAACCAC
This is a messenger RNA of Camellia sinensis, 1950 nucleotides long. The record is from RefSeq and is a predicted model, not a curated record. Lineage: Eukaryota; Viridiplantae; Streptophyta; Magnoliopsida; Ericales; Theaceae.